AUGGAUAUUAAAGAACCAUUUACCAAUAAUCACGCAAACCAACAAACAAAUGUAAAUAAUUAUGUAAAAGCAGAUGAAAAUGCUGUUGAAAAUCGUGAAAAUGAUGACGACGAUGAUGGUACAAGUUCUUCUACUAGUAGUAAUUGUAGAUCUGAAUCAUCUGAUUCAUCAAUUACAAGAGUUGAACGAAAUAAUCUGCUCCUUAAAGGCUUCACAGACUCGAGCUCUAUUGACAGUACGAACAAUAAUACUACAACAUUAUUAACAACACCUAAAAAACCUCGAGUAAAAGUUUCAGCAAAUAAUAUUAUAUCAGAUUUUAGUAGUUUAGGAGUGUACUCUCAAAAUCAACAACAAUCACACCAAUAUAAUUCAAAAAAAUUUUCAAGUAUGAGAUCAGAUUUGUCCUGGGGAAGUGAUUCUGGUAUUACAAGGGCGAAUAAUAAAAUUAAAAAUAAAAUAUUAAACAAAAAAUCGAUUGUUAAAGAUGAUAGAUGUGAUGAUAAUGAUCAAUAUGAAGAAUUAAAUUAUUAUUAUAAAAAUCAUCCUAAAUUAAACAACAAUGUGAAUGAAUGGGCUGAUAAAAAUGAUUACUACAUGCCUGAAAGUCAUUCUGAAAUUACUACAAAUACGAGAGAUUCUUCAUCAUCUAUUUCUACUUCUACUUCACCAAGAGUUAGAGCAAGAUCCAUUCCAUUUGAAAUUGAAGAUUUACUGAAAUUAUCAUUGAACCCAAAAGUUCAAAGAAAGUUUCUUGAUCUUCAAAUUUCCAACAAAUCACUUCUUAAUAUUAAUACGACAUUGGAAUCAACAAUUAAAGAACAAAACAAUAAACUUGCAACAAUUCCAUCAUUUGAAUCAAUUAUGGCGCAACAACAAAAACAAUUAGAACAUCUUACCAAAGUUGAAGAAUUAAUGCUGAAAUUGACAACAAAGAUGUCUGAGCAAGACAAUGAAAUAAAGGCUUUAAAAAACCAAUUACUUGAAAAGAAUGGAGAAGAGAGUCGUAAUGCUGUGGAUAAUCAGCCAUUACAAGUUGGAAGUUACAAUCUCAACAUAAUUUACUUUGUCAUGUUUAGUUAUUUGGCACUUGUUUUUUAA
This is a messenger RNA of Entrophospora sp. SA101, 1101 nucleotides long. The record is from the annotation of a GenBank genome assembly. Lineage: Eukaryota; Fungi; Glomeromycota; Glomeromycetes; Entrophosporales; Entrophosporaceae.